AUACUUUACUAACAAUUGCAUCAGCUAAUCUCAGAUCUAUAUAUACCAGGAUCAACACAUGAACAGCAUCAGUUACUUGAUAAAUCAAAUCAUAUCAACAUGAACUCCUUGGUUGCUUUUGCCUUCGUUGCCCUCAUCGCCUCCACCGCUGCCUCAGGCAUCGGCCUAGGCCUUGGCGCAGUAGGUCUGAUCAACCCCUUGGCUUUGAGCCCCGUAGGACCUUCUGGAGUAGUUACUGGAGCCGGUGCUGCAGGACCUUCCGGAGUUGUUACCGGAGCCGGAGCUGCAGGACCAGCCGGAAUCGUUACUGGAGCUGGAGCUGUAGGCCCCACUGGACCUAACGGAGUUGGAAUUGCGUUGGCUCCAGCUUUGGGAUUGGGUUUGGGACAUGGUGCCGGUUUGGGACUUGGACUCGGUGGACUUGGGCUCGGGCUCGGUGGUUUGGGACUCCACGGAAGAUAGACUUUGAAAUGUUAAUUUGAUUAUGAAUAGGCUACAAAUAUAUUAUUUUUAAUGAUGA
Leptinotarsa decemlineata (Colorado potato beetle) is the source of this 520-nucleotide messenger RNA. RefSeq lists its product as uncharacterized. Lineage: Eukaryota; Metazoa; Arthropoda; Insecta; Coleoptera; Chrysomelidae. The record is from RefSeq and is a predicted model, not a curated record.